AGUGCCCGCGGCGAGCGGCAGCCGCCACUCGCCUUCCUUAAGGCGGCAGGGAGCGGGGCGGGCAGGCUCGGCAGUAGCUGCCGGGGCGCUCAGCCCUUCCUCUCCUCUCGCCGUCGCGCUGCUGGAGGCUCAGGACUAUAAAUAGGCUCGGCAGGCACCUAGAGACACACGCACGCACCAGAGGAAAGUGCCGGUCGCCCCGCCGGACAGGCGCCCAGCCGCCAGCAGAGUUCUGAAGCCUCUGAAGUGGUAAUCCUGGAGCGCUGCUGGAUUGUGGAGUUCAGGAGUAAAACAGAUGUUUCAAUAGUUCUCAAGUUUCAGAGCGGAGAACCCGAUCUUUACCUUGAAGCUGCAUCAAAGCCAGAUUGCGAAUCCUGGGCUGUGGCACUGGGAGAGGCAAACUCGGAAGGUUUGCAGAAUAAAAUUCAGCAGCUCCGGAGGUUGAUCAUGGAAAUCAAAGAGGAGAGAUCAUCAGAUGAAGCACGACAGUUUGUCCCCUCAUCCCAAGUAGACAGUCUAGGAGAGCCACAGUUUACGAGUAUUCAGAGAAUUGCAAACGAGCCAAAGCUGGAGUUCAGUCUUGCAUGCAAGGAUCUAGUGGCUGCUACCCGUGAUCGGAAGCUGAAUACAUUCAUACAAGUCUCAGUGGUACAUCCAGCAGAGCACAUUUUGACGAGGUAUUCAAGCACUGAAAUCGUGGAGGGUACAAAAGAUCCACUGUUUUUGACUGGUGUGACAUUCCCACCGGAAUACCCUAUCUAUGAGGAGACUAAAAUAAAACUAACGGUCUACGAUGUCAAAGAUAAAUCUCAAGACACGGUCCGCACCAGUGUCCUACCUGAUCACAAGGAGCCGAGAGCAGAUGUUGGACGAAGCUUCCUGGGCUGUACAACUUUUAGAGUAGCAGACUUGGUAAAGUCAAAGGAGCAACAGUUGACCCUUACCCUCAGGACUUCUGAUGGUGGGAAGACAGUUGGUACCAUUGAAGUCAAUCUUGUGAAGAUGGGAGAGCUAGAGGAUGGUGAAACAGACCACAUCACAACAGAUGCCCAGGAUCAAAAGUGUGCAUUGGUUCGUGAAUGUACAGCCACUGAAGGCAUAAGUGGUAAAGACAACUUGCCUUCAUUAAGUGCAGUGUUAAAAAACCCAAUCUGUAAGUUAUAUAGAUUCCCUACUUCUGACAACAAGUGGAUGCGGAUCCGGGAACAGAUGGCUGAGACCACCCUCUCUUUCCAUGUUCCUAAAGAGCUCAUCAAUCUGCACAUAAAGGAGGAUAUGAGAAGGAAUCAAGAACUUAAAGAUUUGGGAGAACUUGCUCCUCACUGGGACAAUAUGCGCAAAAGUGUUAUUGCUCACUGUGAUCAGAUGCUGAGCAUGUACCAGGAUACUCUUGCAGAGCUUGGGAAGCACACAGGUUCUUCCUUCAAAUCAAGUUGUAGCAAAGGAGAAAAAACAUUAGAAUUCAUCCCAAUAAAUCUUCAUCUGCAAAGAAUGCAUGUGCAUAGUCCUCGAUUGAAAGAUGCUCUGUACGAUGUCAUCACCGUGGGAGCCCCGGCGGCGCAUUUCCAAGGAUUUAAGAAUGGUGGUCUCCGAAAACUGCUGAGUAAAUUUGAGGCAGAACGACGAAAUACCGGAUACCAGUGUAUUUACUAUUCACCUGAAAACACAGCCAAGGCGAAAGAAGUUCUCAGCAACAUUAAUCAUCUACAACCUCUCAUAUCAAGCCAUGCAGACCUGCUGCUUAAUUCUGCAAGCCAGCAUUCUCCAGACAGCUUGAAGAAUUCUUUAAAGAUGCUUUCAGAAAAAACAGAGUUAUUUGUGCAUGCAUUUAAGGAUCAGCUGGUCAGAAAUGCCCUUUUAGCACUAUACACAGCUCGGCCUGGCUGUGUCCUCAAGAAACCAGCUGUGCCUAGAAACAGUGCAGAAGAGGGGGGUGAUCUACAGCAUCAGGAUCAUCCUUCUCAGAUUAAAAGACAGGACUCUAUACCCCAUCAUUCUGAAUAUGAUGAAGAAGAGUGGGACAGGGUGUGGGCCAAUGUGGGAAAGAGUUUAAACUGUGUUAUUGCCAUGGUGGACAGAUUGCUUGAAAAAGACAACGUCAGCAACAUUAAAGAGGGCGAAAAUGAUCCUUCAGCAGCAGAUUGCAAGGUGUUGCAUACAGGUGGUGACUGGUAUGAGCAGCUUUAUCCCCUGGUGAUUACACUGAAGGACUGCAUGGGAGAAGUGGUGACCAGGGCAAAGCAAUCGAUGGCGUUCGUUCUGCUCCAGGAACUUGCCUGUGGUUUGCCACAGUGUUUGAUGCUGACCCUAAGAAGAGACAUCGUCUUUAGUCAAGCACUCGCUGGAUUGGUCUGUGGGUUUAUAAUCAAACUGCACACAGGUUUACAUGAUCAAGGAUUUUUACAACAGCUUCAUACUGUUGGAUUGCUUGUGCAAUAUGAAGGACUCCUUAGUACGUAUAGUGAAGAAGCAGGGAUGCUGGAAGACAUGGCUGUGGGAAUUUCAGAUUUGCAGAAAGUAAUGUUUAAAGUCAUCGAAGCCAAAUCAGAAGAUUUUUUGCCUAUCAUAACUGGAAGGCGUGAACAUUAUGUUAUAGAGGUCCAGCUUCCAGCAAAGAUGUUUGAAUUGCUGCCACAAGAGAUUAAAGAAGGAAAGCUACUUCGCAUGUAUCCAGUACUCUUUAAUGUUGGAAUCAAUGAACAGCAAACACUUGCAGAGAGGUUUGGAGAUACCACUUUGCAGGAAAACAUUAACCAGGAAAACUUAGAACUUCUAAAAGAGUAUUACAAGCUGUUUACGGAAAAAAUGCCUCCUGAUUGUCUACCACAUUUUCAAGAACAAAAUGAUUUAAAGGGAUUGCUAGAAAAUCUCCAUCAAAAUAUCCAGGCCAAAAAGAGAAAGAAUGUAGAAAUCAUGUGGCUGGCUGCGACGAUCUGCCGUAAGCUGAAUGGAGUCCGUUUCACCUGUUGCAAAAGUGCCAAAGACCGGACAUCCAUGUCAGUGACGCUGGAGCAGUGCUCCAUCUUGAGGGAUGAGCAUCAGCUUCACAAAGACUUCUUUAUUCGGGCGCUGGACUGUAUGAGAAGAGAAGGAUGCCGCAUAGAGAAUGUACUGAAGAAUGUCAAAUGCAGAAAGUAUGCAUUCAACAUGAUACAACUGAUGGCUUUCCCAAAGUACUACAGACCUCCAGAAGGGACGUAUGGAAAAGCUGACACCUAAGUUUAACAAAAGCGUGAUCAGGAACAUACAUCACGCUAAUUAGUGAAUAUAAAAAUCGCUGUUUAUGACUUAUUAAUUGGGAAUGUGUAACCAGUUGAGGUGUUAUUUUUAUCAGGUUUGAUCAUUAUACGUUAAAAUAACUUCAGUUAGUCAUUAUGAAAUAAAAUACCAUGAAAAAGCAGCGGACUGAAUAUUCUCAAAACCAAAUAUAUUCAACUUUUCUUUGUGAAGUUGAAGGUUAGUAUGACUCAUAAGCCAGCUAGAAUUAGUUACUUGGGUCAUUUGAUUGAAGAUUACAGAGGCAAAUGUCGUUUGCUAUAGGAACUGAGGUUAGCAAUCUGGAAGGUGGCAUACUGACUCCGAACCAAAACCUGAGAUUUGAUUUAAGGGGUCUCUUACUGCUGGAAAUAGUGUUUUCUGGAACCAGCAUAGCACCGAGGUCUUGAUCACUAAUGAUGAAAUCCUUCACAGAAGUGUUUACGAAAGAUUCUAAUGUUAAUGCCUGGGCUAAAUAUAAUUUAGGUAAUUACAUUGAGCUUCUUGACAUAAGCAUGGUAGCUUCUUAAUAUGUUUUUAGUAAUUACAGCCUGUAGUUUCAGUAAUUCCAUUCUGAUUCCGUGCAGUUCAUUUGGAUGUAUCAUUCUUGGCUUUCUGUACCACAGCCAAAUAACACUUAUUUCACUUUCUCAUAAAUCACAUUGAAAUCAGGGGGGUGAAUUCUUCAGUAAGGUGGCCUGAAUCUGACCUGUCCUGUUCACGUUUACUGUAAACCCUUAAAACUGAAUUUUCGUUAGAGGUAAGGAAAAUGAGUUAUAUAUACAGGAGACAAUGUAUCUUCAGUCUAUAAAAACAUGUAUGUUAUUACAGAGCCUGAGAGAAAGGUUAUAAUUAUGAGUAACCUGCUGUAUUAGGACUAGUUAGCCACUGCAGCUGAUUUAUAUCGACUUUGUAAUGCUGCAUGUAGACACUCUAGGAUGAAGAACUAUCAGCUUUCAAAAUGAAUGUUAAUGCUUCUGCCAGCUUGUGUUAGUCCUGAAAUUCGUCUUGCAAAGAACAUUUGUGUUUUCUAAUUGUGUCUAUUUAUUGCUGCCUUCUGCCUCCCAGAGAGAAAUACAAUUAAGCCCCCCAAGUAUUCACUGGUUACUGACCUUUAUGUAAUGCUUUCAGUUUGAGAAAAAAAAUAUCUGGAGCAGAAGUGUGAGAAUUUUAUUCGGAUGAAAUUGCACUGGGAAUGUGCGCAUCUGUAGGAAAUUGUAAUUACCAUGGAUAAAGAAGUUAAUGUUGUCUUACUGCUAUGGAAGUCAAAGAAAUCUCAAUGCACUGUGAGUUAUAAUUUGUUAUUUUUAAUCCAUUAAUGCCCAUUACGUGGGUAUAAAUCUGGAACUAUACCAGUGAAAAUUCAUAUUUAAGAGCCUGAUUCUGUGAAUUCUAAUUGGAUAAUUACAUGCAAAUGAUGUACAGCUAAAGCCAUCUUGUAUAUUUGCAAGAUCAGGCUUUGGGGCUUGUAGAACACCAGGAAGAGACCCUUGUUCCAAUAUUCAUUGACUUCAGUGAAGCCAGGAAUUCACCUAUACAAUAUAUUUACCUAACUAACUGGAAAUUUUUUCAAGGAAAAGUCACUUAAAUGGUAUUUUGGUGCAUUUGUUGAUUAUUAUAUAAUGUACUGUCAUGAAUUACUUCUUUGUUCUUCUGGAAUGUAUUGCUUCAACAGAUGUCGAAAGAGUUGUUGUUACAUCAUAGCUAAGCUCAGGCAGAUGAGAAUAUAAUGCCUUUCCUGUCGUAUACCAGUAGAAGUGGGCACUACUCACUGGGUGGGUGGGCAUGUUCAUAAAUUUGUGUUUGGGUCUUUGACUAUAACAUAGCUGAUCUGUACAAAAAUUUUUUGUGGAUUUAUGGAACAUAAAUCUUCCUAGGACAGUAAUGUUUUGCUCUGUUGAUGCACUAGCUCUCACUAUCUGCCAUAUUUGUUAUUAGCUUAAAAAUACCAAUAUGUGCAAUUUAGAACUAGCAGUAAAUUCCUUGUGCAUCUCUGAAAUAAUUCUAGAGAUGUACAAUGGAGAAUGCUGCCUUCCUACAGUAAUUCUGAAACAAGCUGUAAAAGCCUCUGUGGGGAUGGUAUUCACUGGUGAGUACUAUGGGUUCCUAUAAUUCUUCAUUUCAUGUCCCAUGGGCAUUCUGUCAAGUUCAAAAUAUCAAAUUCUGUAGAUUUUCUUCUUAUCAGGAAAAUAGCCUUUCAAGAUCUUGUCUCAGCAUUUUAAUCCCAUUUGGGUUCUAAAUUGCCAUUAACACUAUCAUGUUACUUUUAUAUUGAAGAUUUUUUUUUCCUAUAUUGAAGCCUUUUUUCUGGGGGCUGGUGGGGUGGAGAAAAGAAAAAAGUCAUUGGAUUCCUGUCCUUUUUGUUUUAACAGCCGUUCCCAUCAUGUCUUCUGAAACUAAAUAAUAUGGAAAAGAAACCAAACCCCAUAUCAGUGUGCUGCAGUGAAACUUCAUUGAGCUUGGGCCAUUACAGAAGAGUAGGCUGGGUUUUGAGCUGAAUAGGCUGAACUUUUUCAAGUCAGUUUUUUUAUUGGAACAUCUUUUUGUAGGUCAUGAGGCCCUUGUAUAACCAACUGAUGUGGUUCCAAGUCUCUUAGAAGAGCCUUGUUGCUCCUUCAGUACUGAAUCGGGCUCAAAUGUUCUCUGGUUUUUGGUCAUUGCCUGCUGUGGGCUUUUGGAGGCCAUACAAGCAAAGGCUGGGUCAUUAAAGCAGAAAACUGUAAUGGAUUCCAAAUAAGUGGGUUUUCUGGUUUGCUUUUUAUGAAGAAACAAAGAGGGUUUGCUGCAGGUUGAUGGUUACAUUACUAGGAGUACUCUUUGUGGAAGCUGCUUCAACCCCUGUGCAUUGUUUGAAUGCCUAACAGAGGAGUUAAAUCAUCUUUGAGGUCUUGCACAUAUCCUUGUAGUUCACUGUGAAUAUCAGAGGAGUAAAAUUAAGCAGGUGAAUUUUUAUGAGCAAGCUACACCAUUUGUUUUGCAAAAGGUUAAGGGAAGUAUUCUGGUUUUGGUGGCAGAUUCACAGAAGAUGUUCCAUAUCUGCUCUCUUAAAACUUUUCUAGGGUAUAAAAUAAUCUGCUUUGAGGGGAGAGCAGUUCUCAAGGGCUAGAUGAACCUUCGAAGAUACAUCUGGUAUCUAAGGCCAGAUCCUGCUUACUCGCAGAAGACAUUAUUUGUAGAAAUAAGGUCAUCAGGAUCUGCUUUGAGCAAUCCUGAAAUAAGGGCCUCUAGCUUUAAAUAGUUGUACGAUGCAUUACAGGCUUAUAUGGGGGUUUUGUACCACAGACUGGUGACUAAAUAGAGGUUAAAGUAGGGUUGGUUUUUUUUCAGAGUUGACUGUAGUACUGUUAUAUAGGCCUGACGUUAUUAAGUGGCCUUCUUUUAGGAAGUUUAAAAUAUGUUCUUGUUAAUGUUUAUUCUUUGGCUGUUAUGGAGCAAUUAGGAGACACAAGUUUUUAAUUAUGUUAUCUGAUUUUUGUCUAUGUGAAGCUGUGUAUUUUCAUGGAAUACUAGCAAUGUAUGUGUUAUAAAGAAGAAACAAUUUAGGAGGACAGCUGAAACAAAAUAUUAACUGAGGAAGAGCCUUAAUGAAGCCGUUUGCGACGUUAAUUUUUGUGCUGUCUGAAUUUUGGCAUUAGGUAAAUGAAAAAAGGAAAUUAACAAACACUUUCUGUGUCUAAAUCGAUCAGUCCUGAUGAAAAUUCACUUAUUUGUAGUGAAAUUAAUUGUAAUGGUAUUCUAAAUAAUUGCUAGUAAUUUAGGUGGAAAAAAGUGCAACAUAUCAUUUCGAAGCCCACUGUAUAAUAUGCCUAUUAACAGCUUCAGAAAAUAAGCUUAUUUUUAUUUCUAGUUUAAACACAAGUUCCAGGAAGUCCUAUGGGCCACUUAUAAAAAGCAGAAAACGCACUGAACAUCAACCGGUGUAGUAAAGAAAGAAAUAGCAUUAAAAACUAUGCAGCAAAAUUACUUGCAGAAUUAAUGUAUGUAAUCAGUUAACAACCUUAAAUGUGUAUUGUGUCAGUUAGCUAUGUUGUACACUUGAAACCAUUUAUAUCUAUAUUUAUGCUUUUUCUAAUUGUAAAGAAGUGAGCUGUACAGGCAAUGCCAUGAGACAUGAAUUUGCAUCUUGCUUUUCACUUUUUUGUAGCUUAAAAGCAGAUGUCUACAAUCAGAGUGCUUUAAAAUAAUUUAGUGUUCUUCACAACAAAACUAACCUUGUAAAUUGCAUGUUGGAAAAAAAAAAAUUUACACAGAUACCUUUUUAAAGCAAAAAAGAAAAAAAUCCCAGACUUCAGUCUCUGGAACAUUGCUUUUGUUUUCCCUUAGUCACGCAGCACAUUGACUACUGUGUUGCCAGAGCAUUCAGCUUACACUCUGCAGCACUCAAGCACUUAUUUAAUCUCUCUCUCAUAGCACCUACUGAAUAAGUAAUAUAGCAACAAUAAAUUUCAGCAUGAUACGCAUGAUGCAAGAUUAAAAACUUGCAUGUGCUCAAAUAAACAUGAAACUGAAUACUUCAGAAUGCAUAAACCAGAGGACUCUUCUGAGCCAAUAUGUUUUUAUUCCAAAGAGCUGAAACAUAAAGCAUGAGGUUUGUGUGCUGCCAGGGAGGAAGAGUUACAGUAGAAAUCUGGCUGUGAUAAUAGAGCGCCCUGGAUCUGUGUGGUUUGAAAUGCUGAGAUUUGGACUGUACUGCGCUUACUUAGAUCCCUAACUGUUGGCAGUGGUGUUUUGUACUCUUUCCAUGCAUGCAAAGUACUUCAAAAGUUUUCAGCACUUCUCUUUUGUUUAUGAAUGGUCUCACUUUAGAAUUUCUAAAAUCCCCGAUUACUUUGGUAUUUGUUUUCAUUUUGUAUAGCUAUACCUUAUAAUGUUCCUGUCUCAUGCUCUGGAGCACAUGGGGCUGUGUAUAAGUUAACAUCAAUAGCACUUCAGUCCAUAGUGUGUGUUUGUUCAGAGAAAUGACGCACAACUACAGCAAUUCAAUUCUUUUUAUAUUUCAGGAUUUAGCAUUUUUGUUUCAUUGUGUCUGUAAGCCAUGUCCAUUGUACACUGUGUGUAUAUUUUUAUUUAAAUAAAUGUGAUGUUUAUUUUUUAUGUUUCUGA
Molecule: messenger RNA, 8358 nt
Organism: Strigops habroptila (Kakapo)
Lineage: Eukaryota; Metazoa; Chordata; Aves; Psittaciformes; Psittacidae
Gene: INPP4B
Product: inositol polyphosphate-4-phosphatase type II B
Exons: 25
Coding region: 448-3219 (923 amino acids)
Cellular component (GO): cytoplasm
Molecular function (GO): phosphatidylinositol-3,4-bisphosphate 4-phosphatase activity
Source: RefSeq, a predicted model, not a curated record